AUGAAUAAGUGUGCGCCUUUGAUGAUUUCGUUCCGUCAGUUCUCAUUGACUCGUGGCGAAUGGUCCAAAUGCAUGCCGAAACCUGAUUAUGGACCAGUAGAGGUGCAGCGUUCAAGGCUAAUGAAUGGCGUCAAAGUUGCUGCAGCAAAGCCCUUUGGAGCUCAGAUAGGAUCUUGCACUAUUAUGUAUCAGGCGGGUUCUCGUUACGAGGAAGACGACGAAAUUGGUGCAACCCACUUUCUUCGAGCAAUCUCUGCAGCCUCCAGCCAAGGAUACUCCAGUUUUGCGAAAGCUCGUUACCUGCCGCAGCAUGGAGCCUCAAUUACCUGUACUAGUGAUAGACAAUCCAUUUCCUUCACGCUAAGAUGCCCCAUUAGCACCUUCCCAGAUUUGAAAAAUUACUUACUGGAUACUGCUGUCAGAGCUUGCUACAAGGACUGGGAAAUAGAUGAUCUGAAGCCUAUAAUCUGGGAUGACCUUCAUCGCAUCCACCCUGAACAGCGAGUCAUGGAUUUGGCGCAGCGAGCAUGUUGGGGUGGACCUUUAAGCAACUCUAUGUUUUGCGAGUAUGAGAGAAUAGACACUAUGGUUGGGGAAAACCUACUCAGUUUUGCUAAUAGGAAUAUGAGGACUAAUUGCUGCACUGUGGCUAGUGUAGGGGUGCCAUUUGAAGAAACUUUAAAAGUAGCUGAAAUGGUUGAGAGUAGACGGGACUUGCCGCCAGAAAGACCUUGUGUGCAAUCCUUUCCACGACGAGGUUAUGAAGUGUAUGACUUAGGCCCUAACAGUGCCACGUGGAUAGCUGUAGUCGUUCCUGGCUGUGGAACCACGGACAUAAGGUGCUUGACCAAGCAUGCAAUCGUAGCAGCGGCCUGCGGUACAGGCAACAUGGCAAUGAGUAAUCACAGUAUGGACAGUACUCCUCAGACUCCCCUUGGCCUUAUGUCGGGAGGAGACGUAUACACGAGUUACAAGGCUUUCAACAUUUCAUACAACGACACUGGCGUUUUUGGGAUCCUGGCGAAGACACGCCCAGUAUCGGCUUGGAACGUCGCUAUGGCAGCGUCGGAGUUUUUGGCCAACGUUGGGGACCUUAACUUUAAGCAAAUUGAAAUUGGAAAGCAAAGACUGAAACUAGGCAUAGCACUUAACGACGAAGACUGCGUUAAAUUAGGGGAAGGCGUGGCUCUCCAGCUGGCCAAUAAUGUGCAAAUGGACAAUGCCAAAGAUGCCAUGGCGUUAGUUGACUCCAUAACACCGGACGAAAUAUCAUGUGUGGCCAAAUUUCUGGCUGCCAAAAAAAAUGACAUGGCGCUGGCAGUAGUCGGUGACAUCAGCUGUGUUCCACAUGACCGUGAGUUGAUUCGCUAG
Messenger RNA from Arctia plantaginis, 1371 nucleotides. The record is from the annotation of a GenBank genome assembly. NCBI's taxonomy places the organism in Eukaryota, Metazoa, Arthropoda, Insecta, Lepidoptera, Erebidae.